UUUUAUGUUUCUAUCUCUUCUCUCUCUCUCUCUCUCUAUGUUUCUGUAAAAUUAAAUGAUGAACUGGUCUAAUGUUUGCUUGUGAAUUUAGGCUGAAUAAUAUAAAUUUAUUGAAAAAGAAGUUAUAUUUUUUGAUAAAUAUUAUAGCCCACGCUCAACAGGGUAACGCAUCCCAAGAACAACACAAGGGAAAAUUAGGGCCCCUAGACGCGUAAGUAUACACAAAGUCCACUAUCUCCUCUAUGGAUUUACAAAUUCUUCCUCGAAUCCAAAUAGAGAAAUUAAGCACACUAAUAGGGGUUGCCUUUCCCUCAAAGGACCUCUUAUCUCUUUCUCCAUAAAGACCACCACCACUAGCACUGAGGCACUACCAACAUAUAUAAUUUCAAUUCGCAUAGGUCAUAAUUUGGCCAUUUGAUUCCAGGUAGAUUGCUAAACUAUUCCUAAAUAUUUAAACCCGUGCUUGCAAGAGAACUGUUUUAUUUGGUUUGGUUCUUAACCUGCUAUCCAGUUCAAAUAAUUGUUGUGCCUAGAUACCUUAAUGUGCUAAAUUAUUCCUAAAUGUUCAUGUUAAUGUGCUUCUUUAGUUUUUAUUUUUGUUUUCUAGGUAGAAAACAUAUUUUCAUCGUUGGAAACAAAAUAUCAUCUCCAAAAGUCUAGCAGUUAUUUAAUUGCGAAAUAUGAUCUGACAAACUUUUAUGGAAAACAAAAUAUCAUCACCAUAUAAUAGCUUUUGACGCGCAUUAAGUUUCUAAUUUGUGGUCGUUAGGUUAGGGAUGAAACAGGAAAGCUCUCACUUGCUGCAAUUCCUUUCAUUUAAUCCUUCCAGAUGUUCCAGUCAUUUCCGGAGCUGUGGGAUCUAGAAAAGAGGGAGCAUGCAUUUUCGGUUUCUUUUCCUGCUGCGGUUGCUGGGGAGAUCCUUGCUGCUGCUCUUGUCUUUUCCGUUUCUUUUGCUGCUGUUGCUGAGGAGCUCUUUGCUGCAGUUGUUGCUGAGGAGCUCUUUGUUCCGGUCUUCUUUGCAUUUGCUGUUUUCGAUACUGAAUUCGACUUUGCUUUUUCUGUUCCCGUUGCUGUCUCAGUAGCUCUUGUUCUUCCUCUUUUUGUAGCUUCUUCUCACUCUUCUCUUUCUUCUCUUGUCCGGCAGUACCACUCAAGACCUCGAGAAGUCUGGGAUCAGAGACUCUUUUAUGCCAGUUGUUCCUGUAUAAAGAGUAUAGACCAGUAGUAUUAGCUCAAGUAUAUUAAGCUUUAAAAUUCGAGUUUAUGGAUUGUAGACCAGUAGUAUUUUAAUAUGUGGCUUAUUUGUUCAUGUUAGACUUGGGUGGACUGAUUCUUAAUAGUUAUUAAUGAAAUCCUUGUUGUGAAAUAGAAACUGUCAUGUGAGCAUGUUGUAGGAUUUGCAUGUUGUCUUCCUCAAGAAGUCCUUUUUCUUAUAGAAGUUUCGAGUAUUUUGAAAUUUGGAAUAAAUUUCAAGAAUUGAGUUAGACUCAAAACCAGCUGGUGAGUUUGAAAGCUUACUAGAUUACCUAGUUUCAAGGUCAUCCUUGUACUUAGUAAACCCUGCUUAAGCAACUACCACAUGCAGGCUUCUCUC
Messenger RNA from Cornus florida, 1594 nucleotides. RefSeq lists its product as uncharacterized. The transcript is spliced from 3 exons. NCBI's taxonomy places the organism in Eukaryota, Viridiplantae, Streptophyta, Magnoliopsida, Cornales, Cornaceae. The record is from RefSeq and is a predicted model, not a curated record. Bases 830 to 1225 code for a protein of 131 amino acids.